Lates calcarifer (barramundi perch) is the source of this 7273-nucleotide messenger RNA. It is a transcript of the gene slc2a3a, whose product is annotated as solute carrier family 2 member 3a. The transcript is spliced from 11 exons. The record is from RefSeq and is a predicted model, not a curated record. Bases 546 to 2153 code for a protein of 535 amino acids. Gene Ontology annotation, biological process: monosaccharide transmembrane transport; response to insulin. Lineage: Eukaryota; Metazoa; Chordata; Actinopteri; Centropomidae. Gene Ontology annotation, molecular function: hexose transmembrane transporter activity. Gene Ontology annotation, cellular component: apical plasma membrane; basolateral plasma membrane.
GGGGGGGCUUCGCAGUCAUCCCCUCACGGCCUUCAGGAACCCUCUCCCCGCGCAUGCGCUCACGCUUUCGUCAACUGAUCUGACCAACUAACCGAAUAACGGCUGCAACCAUAAUAGGACAUGGACGCCGCCUCGCCUCGCCUCGCCUCGCCUCGCGGGAUGCGGAGAUGAUGCACAAGAGUCACGGACUUCUGCACGUAAACGCGGAGGGGCGGGGCCUCGUUACGGCAUCCCAGCAUCCUAGUUUUUCAUAGGCUGAUGGAGUAGGAGAAAAAAAAUAAUAAAAACAACUACGUGCGGUUACGUGCGGUUCUCCUCGCUGCUCGUGUAUGACACGAAUCAAAAGAGGAACGGAGGAGUCACUGCUGCGAAAACCGAGCGCUGCAGCUCACCGAGGGUUUUCUUUGUCACGACAGCUCUGAGCGGCGGCGGGCGGGUCCUGCGAAGCUUUUAACCGCCACCUGAAGAUAUCAGCUCCUCUCCGCAGAUCUCAUCUGCAGCAGCUAAAACCAGUCCCCGGCCAUCAUCCAACUUGAACUCAGAAGAUGGAGGGACAGGAAAAGCAGGUAACAGGUUACCUCCUGUUCUCCCUGGCUACUGCUGUCAUCGGCUCUCUGCAGUUUGGUUACAACACAGGAGUCAUCAAUGCUCCCGAGCAGAAACUGCGAUCUUUCUUCAAUGAUACCUGGAUGGAGCGUUAUGGUGAGCCCAUCAGUCCGGGGGUCUGCACCAUCGUCUGGAGCGUUGCUGUUGCCAUCUUUAGUGUGGGUGGUAUGGUGGGCUCCUUCAGCGUGGGUGUCAUGGCGGACCGAUUUGGCAGACGUCGCUCCAUGUUCCUGGUGAACUCUCUGGCGGUGAUCGGCGGCCUCCUCAUGGGCUUCUCCACCAUGUGCUCCUCCUAUGAGAUGGUGAUUGCUGGUCGUCUGGUCAUCGGUCUGUUCUGUGGUCUCUUUACCGGCCUGACUCCCAUGUACGUGGGUGAGGUGUCACCCACUCCCCUCAGAGGAGCCUUUGGUACCCUGCACCAGCUCGGUGUGGUGGUGGGAAUCCUCAUCGCUCAGAUCUUUGGUCUGGAGGCUCUGCUGGGCUCUGACAAACUGUGGCCCCUGCUGCUGGCCCUCACUGUGGCCCCUGCUGUGCUGCAGUGCAUCCUGCUGCCCUUCUGUCCUGAGAGCCCCCGUUUCCUGCUCAUCAACCUCAAACAGGAGGAGCAGGCACGCAAAGCUCUGGUGCGUCUGCGCGGCACUGAGGAUGUCUCUAAAGACCUGCAGGAGAUGAAGGAAGAGAGUGCGAAGAUGGCCAUGGAGAAGAAGGUGACCAUCCCCGAGCUUUUCCGCUCGGCGGCGUAUCGACAGCCCCUCCUCAUCGCCGUCAUGCUGCAGCUCUCCCAGCAGCUGUCGGGGAUCAACGCUGUGUUCUACUACUCCACAGGGAUCUUUAGCACAGCUGGUGUGAAGCAGCCCAUCUACGCCACCAUCGGAGCCGGCAUCGUCAACACCAUCUUCACUGUCGUCUCUCUCUUCCUGGUGGAGAAGGCUGGACGAAGGACUCUGCACCUCGUGGGGUUGGGGGGAAUGGCGGUCAGCGCUCUGCUCAUGACCAUCUCCCUCCUGCUGAAGGACAUUGCUGCCAUGAGCUACGUGGCCAUCAUGGCUGUCAUGCUGUUUGUGGCUAUGUUUGAGCUGGGCCCCGGUCCAAUCCCAUGGUUCAUUGUGGCCGAGCUGUUCUCCCAGGGGCCCCGCCCGGCGGCCAUGGCUGUGGCCGGCUGCUGCAAUUGGACAGCCAACUUCCUGGUUGGAAUGAGCUUCCCCAAACUAGUGGAAUUGUGCGGGCCAUGGGUCUUCCUCAUCUUCACCGCCUUCCUCAUCAUCUUCUUCAUCUUCACCUUCAUUAAAGUCCCGGAGACGAAGGGCAAGACCUUCGAUGAGAUCGCCCGUAGCUUCGGUGGCGCCCAGCCUCCCGCCCUCUCAGGUGUCGAGGACUUUCCUGCCAGCGCCAGCGUCGACACAACGCCUCCCACCUGGCCGGUGAAAGAGAAGGUCCCGCUGGUGGAGGCGCCAGCUGCAGCCCCGCCUCCUGCAGCCCUGCCUGCUGCAGCUGAAACCACACCUCUGGAGGAUAAAUCCAACUCGACAGUACAGGAGAGUGUGUAGAGCAGCUGGAGAUACAGCUUUAAUGAGUGAAGGAGGUUAUAAAGGAAGGAAGAAUCACAGAGGUUUCAAAAAUGCUGUAAAUUGUAGUUAAUUGUCACACCUUGAAAUAAUAGGAACUACAGUAUAUAAUUUUAUAAUAGACCUACUGACAACAGCAUUAUCAAUUCAUAGGCUUUGACCUUCAAAAAGUCAUGCUUUCUGCUUCCACUUGGACUUAUUUUUCCUACACUUCCUUCCUUUAAAUCCUCCCUUCCUUUACUGUGAAAGGGAAUCAGUCAAUGUACAACACUACAGCUUAAAUCUACUGUACAUUUCUAGGAAUUCAGCUACACUCAUUUAAAGGAUGAGUCUUUAUCAAGACAGCUGUGUGUCUAGUCAAGACAACACACUUUUUUUCCAACACGCCAACACAGGCAGUGUGAGGUGAAGGUCCAGGUGAAAUGUCCAUCGUUACAGACUAGAGGCAAAGUGUGUUGACAAUGACGCAGCCUUUGUGCAGGUGUGCAGGUGUUUCCAGACAUGUCAACUCCGUUAACCCAUUAACUUCUGAGUUCAGGUCCAUGUAGUGUGAGCGAGGUGACAUGGAUAAUGACGAUGCACAUUUUUUUAGGUUCACAUAUUCCUGUUUUAAAAGGCGUUGUAGUUGAUAUUGUAGUGCAAUAUAACUUUGUAGCUGUAGAUCUAGUAAUAUUUAAUUAUGUUCUAUCUGUUCAUUCCAGCCAUGUUCUAAAGAAGUGUUCUCAAAUCACAGGUCAAAGAAGGGAUUUCUUUUUAAUUCAUGCUCUGCCUUUAGCUGUUGAUUAUCAGCUGACAAACUGGAGAGCUUUUUAGCAAUGCCAAAGUACUGAACCUGAUGAACACAUGUGACCUCAAAUGUGUUUCCUCUGCUUGUUAGAUUCAUUGCGGGGAAUUAGCAGCAGCCACAGGCCCUGCUUAGUUUAUUACCUUCAUUAAUUCUGAAGCUAAUUUGGUGUUUAAGUCUGGAAUCCACGAGUAUUUAACUUUAUUUAGUUAGAUGCUGUGAUGUUGUCCUCCUUGCCCCCAGAUUUUCACUUGAUGACAGUGUUGCGUUCUACUAUUAUUUAAAAAAAACCCUUUGCUCUUCACCAGAGAAUUUGUUUAAGAAAAACAGAUUUCAUGAACUGGUAAAAUCACGACAGUGGCCUGUGGAAAAAAAACACAUUGGCUGAGUUGUUUUACACAAGUAGAUCACAGUAGGGUAAUGUGCAAUGUAUAUUUUUUGUUGAAGAGAGUAUUUAUUACAUUAGAAAUUAUUAGAAGUUGAUUUUUGUAUAAAUAUAUAUAAUAGAUAAUAGUCAAAUUUGGAAUCAUGAUGCUUUCCAAACCAGCUGAACUGAAAAGUUGGAUGAGUCUGUAGCGAGUUGAACAUCACUUGAACUGCAGCUCAGAGAUUUGGUCAAACACUGUAAAUCUCAUUUGUUGCUUUCUAUUUAGAUGCACUUUGUUAGAUAAGCAGCAAAGCGAGCACUAGAGCCACAAUCACUAAUAUAGAAGUCAUUGAGCACAACAGCGCUUUAUGUCAAAUUAACAGACUUUCAGAUAAUAAUUCCAAACUGUAUCUACUGGAGCAAUUGUGUAUAUCUGGCCAAGCUGGUAUUAGAAUAGAUAAGAGUUGUAUAAAAUGUGCAAUCAAUGUAGAAUCUUCAGCCUAAACAAUGUAGGAGCUCAUAAUGGGUGGAGGUGACUAAAGGGAAAGUGCUAAUACUGUAUAAACAACGGGUAAACAUCUUAGUGGAGGACCGAGUGUCUUGAAUCAUUCCUGUUGUUUAACAUGAUGUUAUUGUUUGUUAAAAUAAGUAACCUGGUUAAUUAAUCUAUUUUUGAAAUUAUUGUUAUUUCAUAUUUUCACAGUGUCAGAGUUUGCUGCUGUGACUGCUCAGCUGUGUUGCCCUUAAGUAAAUUAUUUUACAUAACAAACAGAUUAUUGCUGCCUCCAGAGCUGUGCAGAGACAUUGUUUCUGAACCAGAAAAACUAUUUGCUGACAAGUCAAGGUUACAUUUUUCCUGACAAUGGAUGGAUGUGCAUAACAUUUUGGAGUAAUUGACAGAUUACUAUUACUAUUAUUAACUUGUCCCAUGUGUUUCACAGUGACAUGACAUGUCGUGACCCAGCAUGAGGACUGUGUUCAGAUGCUUUAAAAAUCUGUUUUAUGACUCUUAAAGCCUAAACACAUUGAAAGCACCUUUAGACAAGUCAUUACAGAGAGUAACAUAAUUUUAUUGCAUAGCCUCCUAAAUAUUCAGCUGCCGCUACAUUCAAAUGCUCAGUGAACUUUUCAAUCCUGCCAGUUUCAUGCACCAGUAGUAGUUCUAAAUGAUAAAAUCUAAAGUGGAGCUGUAAUGGUUGGCUGCAAUGUCUAGAAAACUCUAUAUUCCAACAUGGAAAUACAUAUUUAGAUAAUGAUAAAAUUGAUAAAACGUUUCCUCCUUCAUAUACCACAAAAACGUUAUUGUUUUUGUGUUUGGUUUUGGAAACCAGAGCGUUUCACUGUGUUUCUGGCUUUAUUUGUGGAGUCCAGACACUGUCUGUGUUGUGACGCUUCGUCUGAAAAGUCAGCUGUGUGUAGCAUUGUUCCUUAACAGGUUUAUGUAUUACCAACAUUGUACAGUAUGUGUGGUGUAUAAAUGUGCGACACAAAGUAUAUUUUCUAUAUUCUGUCUGUGAUUGCUUGGAUUAUUGUAGUUGAUAAAGCUAUUUUCACCCAUGCUGCAAUUUAAGAACAUAUUUAUUUAUUUAUAUAUUAUUUAUCUUUUGGCUACCCUGGAAAAAUACUUAUCUUGACAAGAAAUUUAAGGAAUUUAUCCUAAAGUGUAAGAUUUGAUUCUGACAUUUUUCACUUGUUUUGAGAAAUGUAAGCCCGUAAGACUCACCUGAUGCGACUUGUUAAGAUGAAUAUUUCGUUGAUUAUGGUCGGAGUCAUGGCUUCGUUGUGUAUUGCUGUAUUUGUGGAUGAUAGUGACGUACUGUGUUUGCACUGAAGGAGGUGUGUGGUACACUCCUCGCAUGGUGGUGUUCAGUGUUGUAUUGAACCUCUCCUGUAAUGCUUCUGUCUGUGGCUACACUCACACUGCUCCUUCAGUAUGGCACUAACACUGAACUUUACCCACCCUGAGUCGAAUACGGAUUUCAAAUGCUUUCCAUUACUCAGCCCAGUUGGGUUUGAAUUUUUGUGAUGUCACAGUUCAAAUACUGCCGAAAACUGUGCUCAUCUCUAAAUUUUAUCUUUGAGUCUUGAGGUGAAAUGAAGGAAUCUGAGAGCAAAAGAAGUCUGAGAAUUGUAUUGAAAAUUGAGUUUAAUGGAGUCUGAUGUUUGUUUGAUGAAGUUAUGAAUUUUGGUGCAGGCCUGUGGCCGGUGCUGGGCUGUAGUCAUACCUACCUACACCAUUGUGGAAAAAAUACAGUGAUUUGCUGGCAGGUAAAUUUGCCCAUUGAGAAGUGAAGCAGGGAUUACAGAUUAAACUAAAACACUCACCUGCAGCCUUGUUGUUCAUUAUCUAUCAGUCAAAACAAAUCCAAACAUUUGACUGUGUUUUACUGAAGUAAUAAAGUAAAUAAUCCAGAUGUCAGUGUUUGACAUGACUGCACCCUGUCUAACUGCACGUAAAACAAAGUAUGUGAAAGGAUUUGAAACCACUAUGUGGACCCAGGUGAACACUGCUCUUAACCAUAGCCAGCUACAUUAUGCACAUGUACCAACUCCAAAACCUUCCACUCACUGUACAGAGAUAGGAGAGUAUGAGUAUUAAUUUGUAAAUAUGUAUUUUUUAAAAGAGUACUAUUUAUAUGUUGAGUUGCACAGUCAUAGUCAUAUAUUUCUUUUGGGGUGCGCAUGUUCAUUGUGUAGAGGAGAGGAACAGACUGUAGCUGAUUUUAGAUUAAAAAUCUGUUUUUACACUUUUACACAUUAAAUCAUUCCUUAGCACAUUUAGUUCCUCCUGUGUGUAAAUCACUGACCAGCACUGCUGUCCUUCCUCUCAUGUCUUCCUCAUCACUCAGUCACAGCCAUGUAUUUUUGGUAUCUGUUUGCCUAAUCAGAUAACACUCAGAGCUGAUGAUAGUAGUUGAGUUUUGUAAGGUUUUUGGCGGCCAUAUUGUUGUCAUUUUUCUGCAUUCUAAAAAUUCUUGACCAAUAAUGAUGUUGCCAUGGUGACUGCUGCCAACAUUCUAAAAGUCAGUUACUUUUGAGUCAUGUUACCUAGCAACAUUCCAGAAGUAAAAUUCCAAGCUGUUAUGUUUUCACAAGGAAAUUUUUACCCAACAACAGCUGAUGUUUUUACCUUUAACUGAGAAAAGGAUUCAAUUAUAAGACCAAGAACAGCACCUUCUUCAGCUGAAUAUGGAAGCAAUCUGCAACAUGUCCAAACUAGUGUUUAUUAAACCAGUGGCUCUGAAAUGAAUCAUGUAGUGUCAUGGACUCUAAUCUAACUCAAAGUAAAAUCAGCAUGCCGUGGCUGCUGUGAUCCUUGUUUUGUCUGUUUUUCUCUGGUUUGUUUGGUCCUAACCUGUGUGUUGUUGCUGUGUAAAUAAAUGUACUGACUCUAUGUUUGGGUAUCAUGUAUUGUAAGUCUGCUUUUUGUGCCUCUCUACACCUCACACAUACAUAGACUAUUAUUGUACGUGUUUGUAAGAAGGCUUCCUUUCACUUCUGUAGGUGAAGUGUGUCUGAAAACACUCCAACAUUCACUCAUUCAUUCAAUAGUACACACUCCACACGGUGCUUUGACAGCAUUGCAUUGUAGGAUAUUUAGCCUGAAGUAACAGAAAAUACUGUUCUUAAAUUUUACAUCUAAUGGCAGAUAGUGAAUGUAGUGCAGUGAUGAGUGAUUUCAGACACAUUCAGCAGCCAAAGGUUAAGUCAAAUGGUAUUUUAAGGAGUUUGGGGAUUGCGAUGUCACUGUUGAUGGGUUUUGGGGAGUCAACUACAACUUUGUUUCUUUAAUGUGAAUGAAACCUGGAAGUGUGGAUAUUCAGGCUAUUUAACACUGUCUUGUUAAUGUGCCACACUAGUGAUGCACCCCAACUGUUUCUUUUCACUUGUGUUUGUAUUGUAUAUAUCAAAUAUGAUGCUGUUAAAUAAAAUACUCAUCAUGUAACAAGA